AUGGAGUGGCUGACAGACGCGACCUGCGACGGCUUUAGGCUCAAUGAGCUGCCAACAGCAGCAACAGCAGCAUCUGCUGCUGCUGCAGCAGAAGCAGCAGCAGCAGCAGAAGGAACAGCAGAGCAGGCAGAGCCGGCCUCGGACUGGGAUCUAGCAGCAGCGCAGAGGGCAGAAGCAGAGCCAGCAGCAGCAGCAGCAACAGCUGCAGCAGCAGCAGCAAAAACGAACGAAAGCCCUGCGUAUGCUGUGUUGCCGUCCACCAUCUGCGGAGAGUCAACGAUGAGGGAGAAGCAGGAGCUGGAGCAGCAGGAGCAGCAGCAGCAGCAGCAGCAGCAGGGGCAGCUGCUGGAGCAAGAUUUCAAGCAGCAGCAGCAGCAAAAGCACCUGCAGCCGCAAACGUCAGUUCUGCAGAAUGCGCAGCAAAUAGCGGCGCAGCUUUCGCCUUCAAGCUCACGCAAUAAAGCGAGCAGCAGCACGAGCAGCAGCAGCGGCAAAAAGAGCAGCAGCAGCAGCAGCAGCAAGCUAUUUGCUGAGGCCCUGACAACGCGCUGCACGACGACUUCGUGCAGCGGCGGGGACGGGGGUGAAGCAUUUCCAGCUUUCGAGGAGGCAUCUGCUGCUGCUGCUGCUGUAGAUGGCUGCUCAGUACACCAGCAGCAGCAACAGCGACCACAGAAAGAGCAGCAGCAGCAGCAGCAGCAGCGGAGCCUGGAACAGCCACUGCAGCAGGAGAAACCGAAGAAUCUGCGGCAAGAUCUGGAGGGCCCUUUUGCUGCUGCGAGCCGCCUCGCAAACGGCAUGCUGCCCCGCAUACGCUUGUUGCUGCUGCAGCUUGCUGCACAUGAUUUGCAGCAGCAGCAGCAGCAGCAGCAGCAGAAGGAUGCACAGGCGCUGCAGGAGGAGCAGCUUGAGGGGCCUUUUCCGCUGCGCAUUUUGCUGCAGGCCUUUUCGAAAGCAGCUGAAUCCAUUGUGCGCAUGCAGAAGCAGCAGCUAGAGCAGCAGCAGCCAAAGCAGGAGCUCCAGCCACUGAAGCAGCUGCAGCAGCUGCAGGUGCUGCAGCUUGCCUCUCUCUCAGCUGCCGUUGCUCGCGUACACAAAACAUAUGCAGCAGCAGCAACAGCAGCAGCUGCAGCUUUUUCAAAGGAAGCCCCAGCAGCAG
Molecule: messenger RNA, 1159 nt
Organism: Eimeria tenella
Lineage: Eukaryota; Apicomplexa; Conoidasida; Eucoccidiorida; Eimeriidae
Exons: 1
Source: RefSeq, a predicted model, not a curated record